Linum trigynum is the source of this 856-nucleotide messenger RNA. Lineage: Eukaryota; Viridiplantae; Streptophyta; Magnoliopsida; Malpighiales; Linaceae. The record is from the annotation of a GenBank genome assembly.
CUUCGCUUAUUGUUUCAUCGCUUUGUCAUCAUCCUCCUAAUUCUUCCGCUCUGAAAAAUACACAAACUCCAAUCCAGAGCCUCCUUCCAAGAAACAAAUAAUUCUAUCUCAAUUUCUGAAACCCAAAUCUUGGCAGUCUCGGAAAGUCAAACGCAGGCGGCGGGGGAGGGCGAGAAUGAAUUUCAGGAGCAUGGACGAGUUCUGGGGGUUCUACAUGAGCCAGCACUCGAAGCCGUGGACCAGGCGAUGGCACUUCGUGGGGACUCUGCUGAGCUUGGUCACUUUGCUCUACGCCCUGUGUUUCAACUGGUGGGUUUUGUCUCUGGUGCCGGUAAUCGGCUACGGGUUCGCCUGGUACAGCCAUUUCUUCGUGGAGCGGAACGUGCCGGCGACGUUCGGGCACCCGCUUUGGUCCCUGCUUUGCGAUUACAAGAUGUUCGGCUUGAUGCUCACCGGCGGGAUGGAUAAGGAGAUCAAGCGCCUCGGCAAGCGCCCCGUCUUACAGACCUAUUGAUGAUUUGAUAUGAUAAUUCAUCUCCCUUUCACCUCCUUUUUUAAUGUUUUUUUUUCUUCCUUCAGUGGGUUUGCUUUGCUCUAGCGAUUCAAUAACCACACAAGCAAGCAAUCGGCUUCAGGUUGCUAAUGGACUGUCUGUCUGUCUCUGUCUCUUCUUCUUCCUUUUGUAAAGAUGUCUUGUCUCGAUCAUAAACAGAUAAUUCGUUUACUUUCAGAAAUUUGUGAAUUGCUGUGAUUUCUGAUUCUCCCAUGAGCUCGAUCGGAGGUGUUUUAUUUUGUAAACAAGUAUUAUAGUUACAUGGUAAAACUGGCAGCUAGCUAGUAAAGAAGCUAAGCUCUU